Molecule: messenger RNA, 1266 nt
Organism: Guyanagaster necrorhizus
Lineage: Eukaryota; Fungi; Basidiomycota; Agaricomycetes; Agaricales; Physalacriaceae
Product: WD40 repeat-like protein
Exons: 4
Coding region: 54-1055 (333 amino acids)
Biological process (GO): protein import into peroxisome matrix
Cellular component (GO): cytosol; peroxisomal matrix
Molecular function (GO): protein binding
Source: RefSeq, a predicted model, not a curated record
UGCUCUUCCUUCCGCCACCACAUUGAUAUUCUUGCCAGCCGCUCCUCCCCGCCAUGCUUGGGCCCAAACUCCCGCCAGCCGUCCUCCAAACACCCGGAUAUGCCCACUACUCUCUUGCAUGGUCGCCCUUUCACAAGAACCGCAUCGCACUCGCCUCUUCUGCAAAUUUUGGCUUGGUCGGAAACGGCCGCCUUCAUAUCGUAUCCAACGCCCCAGAUUUACAUGUAGACAAAUUCUUUGAGACGCAGGACGGGCUGUAUGACGUAGCGUGGUCCGAGGUACACGAGAACCAGGUCGUCACAGCGUCAGGCGACGGCUCGAUACGACUCUGGGACAUUAUGCUCAACAAUUUUGCCAUCGCAUCAUGGCAAGAACACACCCGCGAAGUGUUCUCCCUCGACUGGUCCAACAUCAACAAAGACACCUUUGCCUCCUCUUCAUGGGACGGCUCCGUCAAACUCUGGAUCCCGGACCGGCCCCGCUCCCUCUCGACCCUCCAGGCACACCACGCAUGCGUCUACCAGGCCCUCUUCUCCCCGCACCAGCCCUCCAUCCUCGCAACCUGCUCCACCGACGGCACACUCAAGAUAUUCGACCUCCGCUCCCCCGCCUACGCCCCUAGCUCCAACACCUUCUCUACCCCGCUCUCUGCCGCCGCCCUCACCGUGCCCGUCUCGGGCAGCGAGGUCCUCUCGCUCGACUGGAACAAGUACCGUCCCUUCAUCUUGGCCACGGGAGGGGUCGACAAGGCCGUCAAGGUGUGGGACUGCCGGAUGGUCAAGAUGGGCGGCGACGGGGGCGUGGGCGGGGUGUGCGAGGCGCACCUCCCUGGUCAUGAGUAUGCCGUGCGCAAGGUCCAGUGGAGCCCGCAUAGUCCCGACGUCUUAGCCAGUGCGAGUUAUGAUAUGACAUGUAGAGUUUGGAACAAGGGUAGGCUCGUGUAUAUACACGACCCGCAUACCGAGUUUGUUGUUGGCUGUGGAUGGUCCUUGUAUGAUCAGGGCCUUCUCGCUACUUGUGCCUGGGAUAGCAGGCUUAAUGUUUUCCGUGUGUAGGGCAAUUCAUCACAUAAAGAGUCAUUAUACAUCUUGAAUAUCGUUACGCACUCCUGGGAGGACUCCCCACUUCCAAGUUCCAGUGGUAGCUUGCGAACGCUCCUCGAAAAUGUUGUAGUUACCAGCUGUAAUCUAGCCAGCCAUCAUUUCGUGCAUAGGGGCUAUUUCAUAAUUCGGACGCGCCAAAGCGACCACUGCUGAUGAUGAUUUC